AUGGCCGACACAGUCAUGGCGGACGCACCGCCGGUCGAGUCCUCGACCCCCUUCUCAUUACGCCCUCGUUUCAAGAUCUCCGACCUCCCCCUCGUCAAAGAGCAGCGAUCCACCAUCGAUGCGCUUCUUCUCAAGUUCAAGAAGAAAGGCGGCUACGACAGCCUGCGAAAACAAGUAUGGGCUUCCUACAAUACCUCCGAUGCGAAAACCGCCCUUACGGAUAAGAUUCACGCGAUUGCGGAAGCCGAGAUUGAGAAAGAUCCGAAUUUGCUCAGUCGAGAGCGGGGCAAAGCAGCCACGCUGAUACAAGGUGCCGUAGACCGGAGCGGGAUAUAUCAAGAUGUAGAGUCCAGAAUUGACCAGGAAAUCGCGAGGCAUCUGAACACCGUGCUGGAUGCGGUGCGUGACAUUCGCAGGGAAGACGUCGGGGCUGACCUUGCAGCUGAAGAGGAGCAGCGAGGGGCAAAAUCGGAUGAGCAAUAUGCGGCGGAGACACAAAAUCGAGCUGCUGAAAGAGAAAGGAAUAAAGCUCGGAUGGAGCAAUUGCUGCGGGAGACUGCAGAGUUGAAGGCUAAGAUUAAGCAGGAAGAGGAACGGAAGCGGAAGAAAGAAGAAGCCAAGCGCGAGGAAGAGGAGAAGAAGAAACGUGAAGCAGAGGCAGAAGAAAGAAGAAUUGAGCGCGAAAAGAGACGGAAAGAGGAAGAGGAGCGGGAAGCCGAAAGGAUCAAGGCCAGGGAUGAAAGACACAAGAAGCGUGAAGAAGAGAGACGGGAAAGAUACGCUCGGUAUGAGAAGGAGCGGGAGAGAGAAAGAGACCGCGACCGUGAUCGAGAUCAUGAACGAACACGCCGAAAGAGCACUGAUCGGCGAGAUUCGAUUGCAGAAUCCUCAACUGUCAAGGACGUUCAAGCGGACGAGAAGGAUUUAGAGGCCACCGCUCUUGAGCUCCUCCUGAGCGAAGGCAAAAAAAUGGCAGAGAAGUCUAAGCAGAGACCUGAGUACAAUUUCGACAAGUCCGAAGUCCACGACAGCUCGCGGAAAUAUGUCACAUCCGACCGAUAUUCCCGAAGAAGAGACAGAUCUCGAGAGAGCUACAAACGAGAGCAUGACCGCCGAAGCAGAUCCCGUGACAGGAGGUCGUCAAUUCAAGAAAAGGAGAAGACCGAACCAUCCCGCCGCCGAAGCCCAAGCAAAGACCGCGAGGAAGGUGAAGCCCGGAGCCAGCGCGAUUCACCGUCACCUAGUCACGAAAGACGUUCCGUCCGAGAAAGAAGACCUCGUUCCGCAUCGCCAUUGGGUAUCGACCGCUAUGUCCCUGGAGGUGGUGUUCAUCGUACUGAGGAAGAACGUGAACGCGAUCGGCAAAGACGUCGAGCCCGAGAUUUAGAGAGAGACCGUGAUCGAGAGCCGACGAGAAAGUACGACAGUCAUCGCAGCGAUAAAGAUCGAGACCGGGAGGGAGAACGAAAUCGUGAUCGUGACCGCGAGCGCGAUGGUGGAGACCGAGAUCGAGACUAUGACCGGAGAGAUCGUGACCGCGAUCGGAAUCGAUCAAAAGAGCGAGAAAGAGAUAGGGACAGGGACCGAGACCGAGAUCGUGAUCGAGACCGUGAUCGAGACCGUGAUCGUGAGCGCGAGCGAGAUAGGUCACGCGAUAGGUAUCGAGAGCGAGAUCGGGACCGGGACAGAGAGCGCGAUCGGGAUAGAGAGCGAGACCGAGAGAGAGAUCGAGACCGCGAUCGAAGCCGUGAUCGUGAUCGUGACCGGAAUAGGGAUAGGGAUAGGGACCGUGAAAGGGACCGCUCGAGAGAUCGAGACAGGAGAGAUCGAAGCCGACGCCAUGAUGAUCGAAGAGAAGAGAGAAAGGACGACCGGCGCGAUGAUCGACAAGACGAUCGGAGAGACGAUCGAAAGGACGACCGGCGCGACGACCGGCGCGACGACAGAAGGCGCGACAGAGACAGAAGUGAUGUUCGCGACGCUCGCGACGCUCGUCGAGACCGUGAUCACGUACCCAUUGACCGAUAUGUCCCAGGCCGAUAA
Cladophialophora bantiana CBS 173.52 is the source of this 2043-nucleotide messenger RNA. RefSeq lists its product as uncharacterized. Bases 1 to 2043 code for a protein of 680 amino acids. The transcript has a single exon. NCBI's taxonomy places the organism in Eukaryota, Fungi, Ascomycota, Eurotiomycetes, Chaetothyriales, Herpotrichiellaceae. The record is from RefSeq and is a predicted model, not a curated record.